ACAACCACAACAACAGCAACUACAACAACUUUAGCUCCCACGACAACUGCAGCUCCUACAACAACUUUAGCAUCUACGACAACCAUUGCAGCCCUAACUACAACAACUUCUGCUCCUACGACCACUGCAACUCCACAACCUACUACGACAACCAGUGCAGUUCCUACUACAACAACUGCUGUUCUUAUGACCACAGUGACUGCAGCACCUUCUACAACAACUACAACUUCAGCUCCUACGACAACCAUAACAACGGCACCUACUACAACUCCUGCAGUUCCUACAACUGUAGCUACCACGACCACUCCACCUGCUGUACUUACUACAACAAUCACAACUACAGCUCCUGAUACAACAACUGUAGCUCCUACGUCAACCACAGCAGCUGCCUCUACGACAACCAUAGAAGCUCUAACUACAACCACUGCUGCUCCAACGACCACUACAACUCCAGAAACUAUUACGACAACCACUGCAGCUCCUGCUACAACAACUACAACUUCAGCUCCUACGACAACAACUACAACCACUGCUGCUCCAACGACCACUACAACUGCAGAACCUAUUACGACAACCACUGCAGCGCCUGAUACAACAACUACAACUUCAGCUCCUACGACAACCACAACAACAGCAACUACAACAACUGUAGCUCCCACGACAACUGCAGCUCCUACAACAACCUUAGCAUCUACGACAACCAUUGCAGCCCUAACUACAACAACUGCUGCUCCUACGACCACUGCAACCACUGCUGCUCCAACGACCACUACAACUGCAGAACCUAUUACGACAACCACUGCAGCGCCUGAUACAACAACUACAACUUCAGCUCCUACGACAACCACAACAACAGCAACUACAACAACUGUAGCUCCCACGACAACUGCAGCUCCUACAACAACUUUAGCAUCUACGACAACCAUUGCAGCCCUAACUACAACAACUGCUGCUCCUACGACCACUGCAACUCCACAACCUACUACGACAACCAGUGCAGCUCCUACUACAACAACUGCUGUUCUUACGACCACAGUGACUGCAGCACCUUCUACAGCAACUACAACUUCAGCUCCUACGACAACCACAACGACCACUACAACUGCAGAACCUAUUACGACAACCACUGCAGCGCCUGAUACAACAACUACAACUUCAGCUCCUACGACAACCACAACAACAGCAACUACAACAACUGUAGCUCCCACGACAACUGCAGCUCCUACAACAACUUUAGCAUCUACG
This is a messenger RNA of Oncorhynchus kisutch (coho salmon), 1245 nucleotides long. Its product is annotated as mucin-5AC-like. Lineage: Eukaryota; Metazoa; Chordata; Actinopteri; Salmoniformes; Salmonidae. The annotation marks the transcript as partial. The record is from RefSeq and is a predicted model, not a curated record. The transcript is spliced from 4 exons.